Molecule: messenger RNA, 2162 nt
Organism: Sorghum bicolor (sorghum)
Lineage: Eukaryota; Viridiplantae; Streptophyta; Magnoliopsida; Poales; Poaceae
Product: protein JINGUBANG
Exons: 2
Coding region: 295-1791 (498 amino acids)
Molecular function (GO): protein binding
Source: RefSeq, a predicted model, not a curated record
CCUCGCAAGCUCAUGCCUGCCUCCUACGCUCUGCUCUCUUCUCCCUACUCCUCCUCCUCCUCCUCCUCCUCUCCCUUUCGGCGGCUUCCGAUUCCUUCCCGCGCGCGCACGUCGUCGGUCGUCCCUUCCCGAUUCGCUCCGUCCGACGACGCUCCAGCUCUCCACCGUACCGCCGUGAGCUGAGCUACCUAUCCAGCUAGCGCGCCAUUAAAGCGACCUCUCUUUCCUCCUCGACCUGCCGCGCCAAGCGCAGAGAGCAAGCACGUACACACGAACCGCGACCCAUUUCCAGCCAUGGGCAACCGCAAGAAGCUCGUGCACUUCCUCCGCGUCGACCGGCCGGCGGCGGCGGCCGCGGUCUCCGCUACUUCCUCCCCUAGGUCCUUCUCCUCCAACUCCUCCUUCUCCGACGACGACGGCUACGCCUCCUCCUCCUUCCAGGGCUCCGCGUCGUCCUCGCCGUCGCGGUCGUCGUACAGCCCGCCCAAGUCGCCGUGGGCGCGCCUCCCGGGCCUCACCGGCGCCGCCGACGACGACGCGACCGCGACCGGGCUCAUCGCGUCGCUCGUCAAGGAGGACGGCAAGGUCUACUCGCUGGCGGCCGCCGGGGACGUGCUCUACACCGGCACGGACUCGGAGACCGUGCGGGUGUGGCGGGACCGGCGCCAGCUCGCGGGGUUCCGGACCGGCAGCGGCCUCGUCAAGGCCAUCGUGGUCGCCGCCGACGGCCGCAUCUUCACGGGCCACCAGGACGGCAAGGUCCGGGUGUGGCGCGCCGAUGGCGACGCCGCCGGCGCCGUGCACCGCCGCGUGGGGUCGCUCCCGCCGCUCGGGGACCUCCUGGUCAGCUCCGUAAACCCGUCCAGCUACGUCCGCUCGCCGCGCCGGCGCCGCGCGGCGGUGUGGCUCCGCCACUCGGACGCCGUGUCGUCGCUCAGCCUCGACGAGGCCGCGGGACUGCUCUACUCGGCCUCCUGGGACCGCACCUUCAAGGCGUGGCGCGUCUCCGACUACCGGUGCCUCGAGUCCGUGCCCGCGCACGACGACGCCGUCAACACCGUCGCCGCGGCCGGGUUCGGCGGCCUCGUGCUCACCGGCUCCGCCGACGGGACCGUCAAGGUGUGGAGGCGGGAGGUGGCGGCGGCGGCGGGAGGAGACCGGACGACGAGGCACGUCCUGGAGCGGGUGCUCCGGGAGGGCGGCGACGGCGCGGUGACCGCGAUCGCGGCGUGCCCCGAGGCCCGCGCCGUGUACGUGGGCUCCUCCGACGGGCUGGUCACGUGCUGGCGGUGGGGGCUUGACGGCGGCGGCGAGCCGAGGCUCGCGGGCGUGCUGGCGGGACACGGGACGGGCGUGCUGUGCCUCGCCGUGUCCGGGCGCGUCGUCGUGAGCGGCUCCGCCGACGGGACGCUCUGCGUGUGGCGGCGCGACGACGAGGAGGAGGAGCACGAGGGACGCCACGCCCGCCUCGCCGUGCUCGUGGGGCACACGGGCCCCGUCAAGUGCGUCGCGGUGGCGGCGGACGGCGACGACGACUGCUACGCCUACGACGCGGACGGCGAGCGGCGGUUCGUGGUGUACAGCGGCAGCCUGGACGGGUCGGUCAAGGUGUGGCGCCUGUCGGAGGAGCGCGCGCUGGAGCCGCCGCCGGCGGUAGAGGCAACAACGGCUCCGUUUAUGGCGGCACUGCGGGAGUCGGAGGCAUGGAUGCCCCGGCGCCGGACAGCACAGCUGCCGGCGUCGCCGCUGCAAGCGUGGGCGCCGGAGCUGAAGGGUGUGGCUGCUGCAUGAGCACGACGAAGAAGCUACUGGCUGCACGUACUGCAUGAGGUCGCGCGCGUGUGCGUGCAAGAAGAAUGUGCCGCGCACACGUGUACUGUAGGAGAGUGUGUGUACAUAUACGUGUAUAACAUACGGUAUCCGUGUGGUUAGAUGGAUUUUGAGGAGGAUUUGAAUCCUCUGUGGAGUGUGCCGGGGUUUUUUUUUUCAAAAUUUAAAGAAAAAAAAUUAAGUGUGUGGUGAUGGUGAUCUUAUAUACGGGUAGUUGAUGAGGAUAAACGGUCGGUUGGCCUGGUUUGAAAACGAGAGGUGUCUUCUACCAUGUCAAAAUCAAAUUAAUGGAGAAGGAAAAGGAUUUCGUGCUUGUUAAUUGGUAGAUAUUA